GGUAGGGGUGGGGGAGGGGUGGAGGAACGGUAGAUGACCCCGGCCCCCAUACCUUCUCCCUCUAACCCUGGGAGCCGGCCUGAACUGGUCGCCGUUACCAGGGUAACGGGAGCGGGGCCAGGCCCAGGCCGGGCGCAGUGGGAGCGGCAGCUCGGCCCCGAGAUGGUGCGUUGGCCGCUGCUGUGGGCGCAGCGCCAGAAGGCGGCGGCUUUGCUGAUCCUCCGCCGGGGCAGCUUGGCCCCCGGCCGCUGCUGGUCUUCCUCCUCCUCCUCCCGGGGCCCCGACAUGGACGACAUCCUCCGCCGCACCGUGGCGGCCCUGCCGCCCUACGAGACGCGGGAGAAGCCGCCGGCGCUGCUGGAGGGGCCGAGCCGGGAGUUCGUGCAGUUUUACCGGGGCCUGGAAGCCGCCGGGAGGCCGGCCUUCCUCACCAAGCUGGCGGCCGAGUACGGCGCCGAGCACGGCCUGGUGUCCGAGCUGUGCGGCCGGGUGACUGAGGCCCGGGGCCGGGACCUGGGCGCUUUGCUGCAGGCCGAGGACCGGCUGCGACACUCGCUGACUCCUCGGUACAAAUUGCUCGUCAACCACAUCAGCCGCCUGGAGGGCGGAGUGAAGUUUAUUGUUGACCUGCGGGCGGAUCUCCUACGGUCCCUGGAAUCUAAAACAGCAGACAGCCCGCAGCUGAGGGAAAUGAAUGGAAUAUUGAAGAUGCUACUUUCAGAUUGGUUUUCUAUCGGAUUCUUGAACCUGGAGCGCAUCACCUGGCAAUCCUCUUGUGAUCUGUUACAGAAAAUUAGCGAGUACGAAGCAGUGCAUCCUGUCAGAAACUGGGCGGAUAUUAAACGCCGAGUUGGACCUUACAGAAGGUGCUAUGUUUUUACACACAAUGCUAUGCCAAGGGAACCUCUGGUAGUUCUACAUGUGGCACUAACAGAAGACAUCUCCAAAAAUAUACAGGCUAUUGUCCGAUGUGGUCAUUCUCCUGAGCUGAGUGAGGAUGUUAACAAGAUCACCACAGCUAUUUUCUACUCCAUCAGCUCUUCACAGCGAGGUCUGCAGGGGGUAGAGCUCGGAAAUUACCUCAUCAAGCAAGUAGUGAAAGAGCUUAAGGGUGAGUUUCCUCACAUGAACCAGUUCUCUAGUUUGUCUCCUAUUCCUGGCUUCACAACGUGGCUGCUUGGAACCCUCAGUGUCCACAUCAAGGAAGGGAAAAGGAACCAAAUCUUUACAGAACUUGAAUACAAAGAAAUCCAGGACGUCAUUGAAGGACCUGUGCUAGAAACGCUCAAGCGCCUACUUACCACCAAUGAGUGGGUGAGAUCUGACAAAUUAGUUCGAGUUCUUGAGAUGCCACUAAUGCGACUUUGUGCCUGGUACCUGUAUGGAGAAAAACAUCGUGGGGCUGCCCUUAAUCCAGUAGCUAACUUUCACCUUCAGAAUGGUGCUGUGAUAUGGCGAUUAAACUGGCUGGCUGAUACAAGUCCUCGUGGUCUUUCAUCAUCCUCUGGAAUGAUGGCAAACUAUCGAUAUUUCCUGGAAAAUACCAAUCAUAACAGUGUCCAGUACUUGAGGACACGACACAUUGAAGCCUCUGAGCAGAUUCUGAGUCUUGUAACUCAAUGUCAGAAAAUCAGUAAACUUUAACUAGAGCUUCACAGGGCAAUGACUGUUCUCAAAUAGAACCUAGAAAAGUUAUGCUACAGAAAGAGGCCAUUCAGCCCAUCGUGUCUGUGCCAGCUAAAAAAGAAAAUCUUUAACCAGUUCAUAGUUACUUAAUAUUAUUUAAAUAAAAAGAAAGUGCAACAAAAAUUGUAACCUUAAGAAAUUCAUUAUGGAACAGGCAAUUUUACUGAUAACUUAUUAUGUUUAUCAUUAUAUAAUCAUUACAUGAAUGCUGAAGCCCAUCAAAAAUUCCAUGCAAAUAUUUAAUGAGAGUAAAAUUUAUUAAUGUCUGGCAUGUCUAACUGCAUGUUAAGUUGGUAAGUCAUUAGACAUACCUUUAUAUGGUGACUUUCAUGACUCAGGAUGUCCCACUACCAAUGAAACAAGUUUGGUAUGUAGUCACUUCUAAAUACCGUGCAAUGUUAUUGUAACAUCUGUCAGCCUGGGAGGAAAGGAUAGUUAUAUUUUACCAGACAUCAGUGUGCCUCUUCAAAGUUAAACAGCCUUCAGAGCCAACUAACUGUUCAAUUUAUUAAUACGCUUCAGCUGAUCAUUAAUUUUCACUUAGAAGCACCUAUGUUGGUGACAGCAAUCAAACACAUUUAAAUACCACUUCUGAAAAGUCUACCUCAGGGAUAGUUUACCAUCGUUAGUAUAUGUUUCAAAGAGAGAAUUACUUGCCAACUCACUUGGGUCAUACUGCCAUUUUUAGUUUGAGCUGUAACACAAAAUGCUAUCUGUAGAUAUUUGGACUCAUCCCUCACCCUAUUGCCCACUGACUGAAGACAGUUUCCCGAAUGAAACCAAUCCCAAAGCACAUUACCCUUUUUGGCUAUUAUAUAUUAGAAAACAGAACUUUCUCCAUGACCAAUCUCUUCCUUUGUUACUAUAAGUACUUUGCAAGAUAGAAAUAUACAUGAAUUAUUGUUUAGUUUUGGGAAAAGAACUUAUUUAACAAUGCCACUUGAGCUUGUUUCCUUUUUUAAAGAGAGAAUUUCAUGCCAUGAAGAUUUUGAAACUGAAUAACAUUAGAAUAUAUAACCUGUCAUUUGUUUGCUUAAUUCUGGAAUCAGUACUUGCACUCUGAUUUGUUAUAACGUUUACUAUUUACCAGACUCUCUUGUGUCACUGCUCUUUCCUGCUGGACAGUGAGCAAAGAGAGCUAAAUAUCUAAGUAUGAUAUGAGAGCUAAAUAUGAGAGCUCUUCCACUUGUCCCACAUCUUUUUGUGGAUGAGCUGCAAAAAGCCCACAAAAUUGGAAGAAACAGCGAGUGAGCAGGUUCCAACAAAUGGGCACCGAAGUCAGGACAAAUUUCCUAUUUUGUCCCAUACUCAUGCACUCCCAGGCGUAGUCACCCGUCAGCCAGUAAUUGGGUGAUUCAAAGUAUAAUCUCAGAUUCAUCAUUUGCACUGAGAAAAUUGAACAUAUCCAUUAAUUUAAAAUAAACAAUUUAAAAAACAGAAUAAAAUCAAGUUAUCCAAUCAUUUCAAUUAGGCAAGUUUUAAUUAAGGAUAAUUGUGCAUUGCUGCUUCCAUUCACGCCUGCAUUGAAACAGCGAACACACUACAGGAGUACUUAAUCCUGUAAAGUGCUUUGAGGUUAUGAAAGGCACUAUGUAAAACAAGUCCUUUUUAUUGUUGAUUGUGUCUGUGAUUGUAAGUUCUGAAUUCCUAUACUGACUGGAAAACGUGGGCUAGAAAAAUGGUGCAAUAAUCUGUUAUUACCUUCAACAAAGAUGAAACACUGAAUUGUCACCACUGAUAUUGAGUUGGAGAUUCACCCCUCAAUUUAGAAAUGCCUUACUUUGUUCAACACUCUCUCCUCGUGACCAAUUCCCAGCAUUCACAUUUGGAGAAUAAAAGAUAAAACACUCUGUUGAAAGGAAUCUGAGCCUCAUGGCAGUCAUUUCAAAUGGACCUUUGCACCCAGAAAAAACAUUUUGAAAUGUUUAAUUUAGUCAGUAAAUAUGCUAGUUUGGAAAUUGUGUAGUUAUCAAUGUAUCAUUACCCCUUAAAGCUUCUAAUCAAUGAACAAUAAACUAUUUUGAAUUAAAUGUUUUACUAGGUAGCAUUUUUAAAAAUAUUUUCUGAUGCUUGAAAAAACAACAGGGAUACAAGACUAUCUGCUUCUUCCCAGAAAGAAAGAAAUAUGCAGAUGCAAAGCAGAACCUUGGUAAAGACAAUGUUUUAACAGAAACUCAUGUUUGAGAACAGAUAUGGAAUACAUGAUCUAGCAGCUGUUGGGGGAAAACGGAGAAUUGCAAAGACCCACAACUUGGGCUGAAGUAAUCAUUGGGCAGAAAAGGACAUAAGAAAUAGGAGCAGAAGUAAAGGCAUUUUACAAGAUCAUGAUCUGCCUCAAUUCCACUUUUGUGCACUGUCCCUAUAUCCCUUAAUUCUCUUGGUAUCCAAAAAUCUGUCAAUCUCUGUCUUGAAUAUACUCCGCCACUGAGCAUCCACAGCUCUCUGAGCGGGAGAAUUACAAAGAUAUACAGCUUUGAGUGGAGAAAAUUUCCCUCCUUUCAGCCCCCUUAUUCUGAGACUGUUGCUCCUAGUUCUAGUUACCUAGCCAGGGAAACAUCCUCCAAAUGUUUACCCUGUUAAACCCCUUACAAUCACCUCUCAUUCCUCUGUAUUCUAGGGAAUAUAGGCCUGGUCCAUUCCAUUGCAUAGAACAAUCCCCUCAUCCAAAGAAUCAGUCUAUUGAUCCUUUGUUAUACUCCAUCCAAGGCAAGUAUAUCUUUCUUUAGGUAAGGACACCUCACUUUACUCAUACUCCAGAUCUGGUCUCAUCAAGGCCCUGCAUAUUUGUAGUAAGACUUCUUUUCAAUUAGACUCCAAUCCCUUUGUAAUAAAGGCAAUUUGCUUUCUUUACCUGCCCUAGGUACUAUCAUUGGUAAUCUUCGAUUGAUCUUCUCUAGUUAACAAAAAUGAGGGAACAAUUUGCAGGAAUUUAUGCUUGUUGAUCACUAGACGUCAUUCUAUUGUAAAAAUGAGCCCAUUUGUGCUUGAAGUAGGGAAAUAGUGUAAUGAAGGCACUGCUGCCUACAAAGAUACCAGUUUACUACUCAACCCCAUGUGAGUUUUGCCUUGGUCUCUUUGUAUGAGCUUGGUGUUUGGUAUGCUGUUUUGUUCCAAAUAAAAAUACUCAAUAGUUA
Messenger RNA from Carcharodon carcharias (great white shark), 4820 nucleotides. It is a transcript of the gene mlycd, whose product is annotated as malonyl-CoA decarboxylase. Gene Ontology annotation, biological process: acetyl-CoA biosynthetic process; malonyl-CoA catabolic process; fatty acid biosynthetic process. Bases 34 to 1644 code for a protein of 536 amino acids. The transcript has 5 exons. Lineage: Eukaryota; Metazoa; Chordata; Chondrichthyes; Lamniformes; Lamnidae. Gene Ontology annotation, molecular function: malonyl-CoA decarboxylase activity. Gene Ontology annotation, cellular component: peroxisomal matrix; mitochondrial matrix. The record is from RefSeq and is a predicted model, not a curated record.